AUGCCGCCUCAGCAGCUCACGAUGCGCCGAUUUCUUCUCCUCUUCCGUCAGCUUUCGUCGCCACAUCGCGGACUUCAAGGCGAUGAUGUCGUGGUCCAGCGUCACGCCGCAGAAACCGAAGCCGAUCCCGUCUUUGCCGAUGGCGAUGUGCAUUAUUACUUCGGUGCUGCGGACUUGGGACCAGCGGAAGCGUCCGAUGCGACGCGUGCCGUUUAUGGCGACGUCGGAGAUGGUGUAGGUGCCCUGGGGGAUGUAACUAGUUUGUUUGAGGGUGGGCGUGGGGUUGGCGAGGUAGUGGAGGAAGGCGUUUAUGUCUUUGAUGCGGAGGAUGGUGCCGUGGGUUAUUGGGCGGUGGCGGGUUGUGUCCAUUUUGUUGCUUUUGUGGUGCAAGUGCAAGUGGAAGAGGAAGGAAGUACAUAG
Molecule: messenger RNA, 420 nt
Organism: Glarea lozoyensis ATCC 20868
Lineage: Eukaryota; Fungi; Ascomycota; Leotiomycetes; Helotiales; Helotiaceae
Exons: 1
Coding region: 1-420 (139 amino acids)
Source: RefSeq, a predicted model, not a curated record